GAAACAUCGCCAAUAUGGCGUCUAUAAACAAUGUUUAGUUGUAGAUUUUAUAAAAUCUACUUUUUCAAAGAAUCAGAUAAGCAACAGAAAAAUGUCUGGAAUCAAACGUCGCUUGCAUUUAGCAAGUGGCAGAAUGUCAACAAGCAGUAUGCCUCUAGGACCAUUUGGUGAAGUCGUGGGUACGACCGGUACCCUGGAGGCGCUAGGUAUCGAUGGUAGUGCGUACAAGAGCAAGGUCAUCGCGCCCCGUAACCCAAAACUCCUCAAACCCGGAGAGGAUGAAGGGUUUAAGAUGACCCCAAGCAAAUUCAUGUUUGACAUGCAUAUGGAUACAGAACAGAAACUGGCUAACACACACACAAUGAAAGUUCCGAGAAAGAUAGAGUUGUUGGAUAUGGCAGACACAAGCUUACAGAAGGGGGAGCCAGCAGAUUCUGUUCUUACGCUGUUCUCCCAAGUCAAUGUGGAUGAACCAAUGUUUCAACCGUUCCCGUCGGAAAUCUUCUUCCAGAAGUUUGUACCCUUCGAGACGUAUGAAGUACCCCUUGUCCUCAGGAAUAAUGACAAGGUGCCCCGCCUAGUGAAGGUCACACAGGCAGACUCGCCCUAUUUCAAGAUAAUCAGCCCUCAUGACGUGGGUAAUAAGGUUGGACCGGGCCUGCCGACCACAUUCAGGCUCCAGUUUACACCGGAUGAGGUCAAGGACUACACCCAUGAGCUGGUUUGCAUCACUGAACGUGAGAAGUUCAUAGUUCCUGUGCGAGCGAUCGGAUCUCGAGCAAUCCUGGACUUUCCAGACGAAAUCAACUUUCCGAUCGGACCAGUCAAGUAUUCAAACACAAAGACUUUGUUGAUAAGAAACUCCGGGAACAAGGAGGGGAAAUUCACUCUAUCCUGUGAAAAACCAUUCAAAGUUUUCCCAGAAAUCGCCACCCUGGGCAUGCAGGACAGCAUGCAGGUGAGUGUGGAAUUCACGCCGGACAAGACAGGUGACCAUCAUAGCGAGCUGGUGAUCCACUACGACUCUGGAGAGGACAUCUACGUCAAGCUGUACGGAGCCGCACAAGACGCCAACGUGCGUCUGGACAAAAAUUCCGUCCGAAUCGAGAACACGUUCAUCUCUAUGGCCAGUCAGAGGACGGUUACUAUCAGCAACCGUACCGACGUCCUCGCCCAUUUCAGGUGGACACAGUUUGCCACGAGAGAAGAAGAGGAUCAACAGAAAAGCAUGGUGUUAAAUUCUCUCGAAGACGAGGAAAAGACCGACUCAGACCGGUUCCUUGAGGAAUGUAUCCAGGACCCCACCCUGCGGGACAAGCUCUCCAUUUUGGGCAGAACAUUCCAGAACAGGAAACAGCUGAUACAAAACGAUGAGAUGCUGUUUAACGAUGAUGUGGUGAAAAUUGAACCGUCUGAGGGAGAUAUCUGGCCAAACUCGAGCAUAGAUGUAAACAUCAUCUUCAAACCACGCGAGGCAAAAAGCUACACCAGAACUGCCUUCUGUGACAUCACAGGCAGAGAAUCGCGUCUGCCGCUCCGGAUCAAAGGCGACGGCAUUGGGCCGCGUGUGCAGUUCUCGUUGGAAAGUCUCGAUAUGGGAAACAUUUUUAUUGGCUCGAAGCACUAUUAUGAGAUUGUGAUGGCAAACAAAGGGGACAUUGAUGCCAUUUAUAGCGUGAUACCCAACCAGACGGUUUUUGGGCCGUGUUUCCAGUUCAAUCCUGCAGAGGGAAUUGUUAUGCCUGGUGGUCACCAGGCGAUACAGGUGUCAUUUCAGAGUCCAUACCUGGGCGAUUUUGAGGAGGAGUUUUGCUUCCAGGUGGAUGGCCAGCCUGAGCUGUUGAAAGUCACAUUUCUUGGAAGUGUUAUUGGCCCAACUUUCCAGUUUAAUGUUCCAAGACUGAAGUUUGGAACAGUUUCAUUUGGCUUUCUGAACACAAAAACCUGCACCUUGUCCAACACUUCACUGGUUCCCAUGAAGUUCAACCUCCGCGUUCCUGGUGACGGUGUCACAGCCAGUGUUUGCGGAACCAGCGACCUGGAUAGCGUGAGGAGUGAAGUGGGGACCAGUCCGUCCCUUGCGCUUGGUGCAGAACAACCACGAGAGUUUGAGAUCAUUCCGGCGUCUGGGACUAUCCCACCCCAGAGCGAGAUAAAGGUCACGGUGAAGUUCAUCUCAAACACGAUCAAGAAAUACGAGAUGAAUCUGGUGGUGGAUGUUGACAAAGUGGGCGAAGAGAUUGUGUCCCUGCCCAUAACUGCCAAGUGCAUGGUGCCCCUGAUAACUGUCCUGAGCCCGAUCCUUGACUAUGGGCGCUGUUUUCUGCGUCAUCCAUAUGAGCACAGCAUCAAGCUUCAUAAUGACUCAGACUUGCCAGCAAAAUACGAGCUCAUAGCUCAGCGUGUCAACAAUGAGACGCCGAUCAUGUACAGAAGCCCACAGCCAAAGGGUAUCGUAGAAGCCCACUCUGUGUUAGACGUUCCCCUGAUUAUCGAGGCUCAAGGGAUAGAGGAGCAAGAUGUUGUGGCGAGCAUCGCAAUCUUCGGCAGUCCAGAUCCACCUUUGUCAGUACACGUGGCAUGUAUUGGAGAGGGCCCAGUGGUUCAUGUUAUGCCCUUGGAGCUGGACUGGGGAACUGUGCCAGUACUGCAAGACAAGUGCAAGAAAAUCCUGCUGUCUAAUGAGUCUCUUAUUCCUGCAAAGUUCACGGCUCAUAUGGUUCGUCCAAAGUCCGUGUACCGCGUAGAUCCCUCUGAUGGAGAGAUUCCGCCUGAACAAAGCAUGGAGAUCACAGUGACUGCGUGUCUAGAUGACUGUGUCAGGUUCCAGGACAAACUUCAGAUCAACUUCAUAGAGAGUCAGGUGCGACAUAUUCCUCUGACGUCAUACGGGCAAGGCACAACCAUUGUGUCAGAUCCCCUACUAAUCCCCCAGUUGGACCUUGGACCAAACUUUAGCAACCGACCAUAUUGUAAAGUGUUCCAUUUGACCAACAAAGGGAGACGACACCAGCAGUUGGUCUGGAGUAUGGAUGGAUUCUCUCCCAUUGCCAAGGCUAAGAAAGAAAUGCAGAGUUACAACCCACUUGACAUGAAGUUCAAAAACCAACCACCACCAGCCCCACCUCCAACGCCAGUAUUUAAGGUUACACCCAACCGAUUUGACAUGCCCCCUGGCACCAGCAUUGACCUGAAACUGGAAGGAUUUGUCAACAGCCCCCAGUUUGUGAGGGAGAGGCUACUGUGCCAUGCAAUCAUCGGUCGACAAGGUGGCAAGGAACUAAUCAUGAAGAUUGAUGUCUCCAGCGACUUCAUCAGUCCAUUACUUGAGUUCUCCACAAAGAGCGUCUACUUCAGAGUUGACAAGAAACCAGAUGACAUGCUUGAACCCCAGACCCGUGAACUUGUGAUCAGUAACGUGUCCACGUUGCCCCUGACAACGGAGCUGAAACUUGCCAGACCCUUCCAGAUAUUGCUGGAAGACGGCACAGAGGUGUCAGAAACGUCUGUACAUCUUGACACCGGCAAGAAGUACACGCUGAGGAUAAGGUUCGACCCAGCGUACAAGGACGACCUUCACAUACGAACCAUUGAUGAGGUGCUCCACAUCAGAUACAAGGAGCAUCCCCAUGUGGACUACAUUGCCCUGCGUGGAGAGGUGUACUUCCCCAACCUGGAGUUCGAGAAGUCGGUGAUGGACUUUGGCUGCAUUCUAAAUGAUACAGAGGUCACCCGUUAUGUGAACAUUACCAACAACAGCCCUAUGGUGGUGAAAUACAGAUGGUCGUUCCUGAUUGGCGAUGAGCCCUGUACGAUGGUCAACCAUCGGGCCAAGGUUGCUUCCCCUAUCGGAGAGGAAGUGAUGGAGCCAGAGGGAGGGGAGGGGUCAUUGGCAGAGGACAAGGCGUCAGAGGCGGGGUCAAGUAGAGGCUCAACCCCGCGACCGGCUGACCAGCUGCCCAUUGUGGAAGUCAUUAUACAGGAACCUACAGAGAUCAGGGAUGAAUCCACUGAGAAGUCUGAGCAGGAGCCAACUAAAGAGGAAGGGGAGGUCAUUGAGACUGCAGGAAGUUUGUCACCAGUUAAGUCCCCUGAAACCCCAAAAGAGGUUUCUACUGCAGGCAGUAACAAGAGUGUUACGCAGAAAACAGGUUCUUCCAACGUUUCUGAGAUUCAUACGGAGGAAGUUGAAAAGGGUCAAAUGGACGAGGAUGCAGUGGAUGCUGAAAGCAAGAGCAAGCCUCUGGAUGACAAAGAUCACAUGCGCCUGAGUCUGGGUGACAUGGAUCAGGAGGAGUAUGAUGAAGACCCGCUGAAGACCAACCGUGUUCUGGCAGCACUGCUCCAGUCAGAGCGCGCCAAGGAGGCCACACCCAUUGGGGUUGAAGAGGUGUUUGACAUCCUGCCCCUGUAUGGCACCCUGCAGCCAGGCGACACAGAGCAGGUCACCAUGACCUUUUAUGGUCACGCUGACAUAUGGGGCCAAGCGAAGGCCAUCUGUGAGGUGGAGGGGGGCCCCACAUACGAGAUCACUCUGAAGGGAGAGGCCUCUCUGGUCAGCUACAAGUUUGACUGCAAGGAGAUACACUACGGCAAACAGAUGUAUGAUCAGGUGGCAACGACCAUGAUUUCAUUGGUCAACACUGGCAAAGUAGGAUUUGAGUUCUGUUGUCUGAACAUGGACCCAGCCCUUGCUAAGAAACCAAAACCAGGAGUCCCAAUUAUGGUUCCACAUGCUGGCUACAUCGAACCAAUGAGCGAACAGAAGCUUACCAUCAAGUACUUGCCAGGCGUCCCAGAAAAGUUUGACAAAUGUUUCCGCGUGCAGGUUGCGCACUUUGAGGCUGAUCUAAUCACUAUUCACGGUGAAGGAGUUUUCCCGCGGAUCUCUUUGGACCUUCCACGGAAAGUGGACAGCGAAGGGUAUUACAAUAGCCUCGUCAGAGAGGCAAAAGGCAACGUCUACAAACACACUAUGAUGAGCAUGGAUACAAAAAGUAGUCCCGCGGAUCAGCACACACAGGGUCAGACUGCUGUACCGGACCCACUGCUUGCCGCCCAAGCAAAGGGUAACCAUCAAGAAUUGGGUGAGCUGUGUGUGAUGCCAUCAGAGCUUGACGUUCAGCUUGAAAUGGAGCGACUUGCAGUCCGCGAUUUUGCUCGUAAGCUGCAGGAACAGGAUGUGUCCCAGUCAGAGAUCUACGAUAUUGGGUCCCAGACUCCACCAAUGAGUAACGAGAGUCGAGAAUCGCAAACCACCUCCGACUCAAAGAGUGCGAAGAAGAAGAAGAACAAGCCAAAACUUCCCGAAUAUGUGCUUGAUUUUGGAUACGUUGUCCUUGGUGACCAUCGCCAGCAUGUAGUCAAGGCAACCAACACUGGUUGGUUCCCAGUCUCGUUCCAAGUUGAAAACGAGAACAUUAAGCACCAGGGAUUCCACGUGGAGCUAGACCGAGUACGCAACCUUCCUGGAUCGCCGGAUUAUGAAACUGUGGACUUCUGGGUCAGUUUCGAUCCUAGGGGAGCUAAUCUGGGCCUUGGUCCUGUGGAGAGUUAUGUUCCCAUUAAUGUUCUGAACGGCCCGGUGAUCAUGAUGCACCUGAAGGCCCAUGUGACCAUGCCCGACAUGCAGAUCUCAGACGACAGCCUGGACUUUGGUGUGGUUCGCUGUGGGGAGUGCCGUGUGGUCAUCGUGCAGCUCCACAACUACCAGCAGGUGAAGUGCGAGUGGAACUCCCUGCCCACAGAGAAAGAGAAGAAAAAGAUUUGGAAAAUUGAAAAUAAAAAGUCAGAAAAGCAUGUGCCUAUGCACCUGCGUCGCAAGGCCAAGGUAGACAAGACCAAGCCACGCAUCUUUGAGAUCAUGCCGCCCACAGGAACCCUGAUGCCCGGUCAGCGUCUCAACGUGCAGGUCAAGUUCAUGCCUACAGAGGAGAAAUUCUACGAGCAGCGUAUACCGAUACGCAUAACAAAGAGCAGCCAGCGUAUCCUGCUGUUGUGCAGAGGUCAAGGGUCUGAGCCCCGUCUGGACUUCGACCUGAACAUGAUGCAGUUUGGGCCGAUCCUGCCACACAGUCCAGGCGACGAGAAAGAGAUAGUUGUUCGCAACCCAUGCGCAUUCCCAAUUGAGUUCUACAACCUCGAGUUUGACUCCCAGUAUUUGGAGGAAGAAAAGGUAUUGAGGCUAAUGAAGGGCUAUGACGAGUUCAACACUAUCCUCCUGCCACCUAGAGGGGCUUCUGAGAAACUGCCACCAGAGUUGACAGAGUUCUAUGAGGAGCAAAUGCAGAAGCUUGAGGAGGCAGAGAAGGCCCGCAGGGAGGCAGAGGAGUUACUGGAAUCUCAGAGAGAUGAGGAAGAUGGUGGUGAAGACGGCGAGAAGACAGGAUCAGACAAGAGUGAAGUGGGUCAGACUGCUGGCGGUACCGAGACGGUGCGGUCCCGAGCUGAGUCCAUUGCUGACAGCGUGGAUGGAAUGGAGGAGUCACAGUCCAAACAGCCAUCAGACGAUGGCAAGGAAUCAGGCAGCAGUGGCCCAGUGGGUGAAAUGGAGAUCACACCCGUAUCCAAGGCAGUUGCUAGGCACCUGGGCAUUGACCUUUCACCCGAGGGCAAGGCUGCAAGGAACAGGCGUGGCAUAGCAGUGAUUGUUCAUGGAGCGCCAUUGUCAGGUAAAACAACCACCGCGAUUGGACUGGCAAAGCACUAUGAGGCGGCCCUUCUCAGCAUUGACGGCAUUGUGCUCGACGCAAUCUCCAACGGCAACACGGAGGCGGGUCGCAAGGCCAAGGAACUCUGCGCGGAGGCGGCCAGAAAGAGGCACGAGGAGUUGCGGGCCUUGGAAGGUGAAGACGGUGAAAAGAAGGUCGCUGGGGGCCUCAGCGUGGAGGCUGUGGCGGCUCAUACCCAGGGCGCAACAGGUGGCUUCACGAGCGCUGCCCCUUCCAUGGUGAGCAAUCGUAAAACAAGUACCAUUACAGAUCCCAAGGGAGCUAAGGACAAGCACAGCAACGUCGCAGGCGGCAAGGCCAACUUCAAUGCGACAUCCACUGACGGAAGUCAGUAUGGCAGCAAAUCCCAGCUCUCAUCUGAACUCUUGAGAAGUAGCGGACGAAAGGGCACACUUGUUGAUUUUGCUGUACCUUCUCUCAUUAUCGAAAGAUCACUUGAAAAGGUUGCCAGCACUCCUCCCCUUGAUGGCCCCAAUUGCGCGCAGGCUAAGCGUUAGCGCGAGUGUCGAUGGAGAGUCUGGUCUCAUGAGCUGUUGUCCUUUCGGAAGAUCUGCUCGUGGAAAUACUGGCCGAACGUCUACAGCUGAAUGACUGCCACAGGGGUGUAGUGUUUGAUGGCCUAGAGACCUUGUUUGCCCAGACCAACAUGUGGCAGCGUCCGCCGUUCUGAGGUCUCUGAACAACCGAAGGUUCAUCUACUUUGUGACUCUGAAGCACGACUUUGAACAUUUGAAGGAGCACGAGAAGAAACAGCAAGAAGAAAAAGAGCGCAUGGCAGCAGAAAGAGAAGAGGCAGAAAGAAGGCGGCUUGAGGAUAUGUCUGAGGAGGAAUAUGAUGCUCUGACUGAGAAAGAAAAGGCAGAUGUUGAUCGCAAACGGCUGGGAUUAAGAAGGAAAGAAUUAGAAAG
Messenger RNA from Dreissena polymorpha, 7639 nucleotides. RefSeq names its product hydrocephalus-inducing protein-like. The transcript is spliced from 46 exons. Gene Ontology annotation, biological process: cilium movement; axonemal central apparatus assembly. NCBI's taxonomy places the organism in Eukaryota, Metazoa, Mollusca, Bivalvia, Myida, Dreissenidae. The coding region runs from base 92 to 7228 and encodes 2378 amino acids. The record is from RefSeq and is a predicted model, not a curated record. Gene Ontology annotation, cellular component: axoneme.